UUAAGCUUAAAACAUGUGGUAUAUUUUGUUGUAAACAUGCAGAUGCGUUUGAGUGAUCUUGUCUGCAAAAAUGUUUACAAUUUCAAAUCAUUUUCGAUGUUCGAGUUUAAUCAAUCAAUUAUGGCGAACAAAAGAUUUGUCCAUAGUGAAAAUCCAACCUGGGACCGCAAUUAAAACAAUUUCUAGUCAAUCUAAAACACAAAGUGAACCGGCCAGACUAAAUGAAGAUAUUCUAUACAAAAAAAUUGAAUUGGAAGCUCGAUCAGCCGACCGCGGUGUAUUGGACAGCUAUGAAAAAUUCGUAUUAAUGGCUGCCAAAUUUUUGGAUAUCCCAGUAGCCCGAACAUGGGAACCAUUUCGUUCUAUUAAACGUCGAACUUUAUUGCGAGCUGCUUUUGUUAAGAAAAAAUAUCGUGUUCAGUACGAAUUUCGUACAUAUUUUCGUAGUAUUGAACUUAAACACCUGACCGGAUCGACAGCCGAUACAUUUUUAGAAUACAUCGAACGUAAUCUACCCGAAGGAACGGCAUUAAAAGUGACGAAAGAGCGAUUGGAAUCAAUGCCCGAACAUUUGACGCCACCUUCCAAAACAUAAAUCUUUUAGAUAUAUUCAUGUAAUUAAUUAAUUGUUUUAACAUUAUAAAAAUCAAUCAAUCAAAUUAAACUUUUGUUUGUUAAAAUAAGGUUUUUGUUAUUUUAUUUUCAUAACAAUUUAUCCAUUCGAAAAAUCCAAAAAUUGAUUUCAUCUGUUGUACAAUAUUUUGUACGGCAGUAUUUAAAUCAAUACACUUAAGAUGAUUUAUAGUCCAAAACUUUUU
Messenger RNA from Dermatophagoides pteronyssinus (European house dust mite), 818 nucleotides. RefSeq names its product mitochondrial ribosomal protein S10 (gene mRpS10). NCBI's taxonomy places the organism in Eukaryota, Metazoa, Arthropoda, Arachnida, Sarcoptiformes, Pyroglyphidae. The record is from RefSeq and is a predicted model, not a curated record. Gene Ontology annotation, cellular component: mitochondrion; mitochondrial small ribosomal subunit.